UCCUGAGCGCGCUCGUGCCCAGGUCUGGACUGCGACAUCGACGUUCCCAAGACGAUCCAGCUGGUGCGGCGGCAGCGCUCGGGGAUGGUGCAGACCGAGGCGCAGUACAAGUUCGUGUACCUGGCGCUGCAGCGGUACAUCCAGGGCGAGCAGCUGCGUCUGCGCGAGCAGCGCGAGCCGCGGGAGGAGCGCGACUAUCUGGACGUGGGCAUCGGGUCGGCGGACCCCGGCCGCAACGCUGGACCCCUGUCGUCUCGGGCGCCGGCGGCGACCCCGGAGGCCCCCGGCGGCGAGUACGAGAACCUGCGGCGCCUCGCGCGGUGAGGGGGCUCCGCGUGCGCGCGCCCCGGGUGGGGCCGGAGCCGCACUGGAGGCUGGGAGCCCGCAAGGCGGGCCGUGGCGUUCCUCAGGACUGUGUUUAGGACCUACAGGCUGGAGCUUGUCCCUGAGUGCCGGGGGAGGGGUCCCUCCUGACCUGGCCUGGACGCCUAGAAAUGGGGAGGGGCAGUCGGGAGACCCUAGUGCCCCUGCCCCUUCUGGGGCUCCCAGGUGAGGGAGGAGCGGGAAGGCAGGGCUUCAGGGCUGGGGUUUGUCUCUCGGUAUGGGAGGCCACCAGUCAUGGCCUGCACGACACAGUGACCACGUGUGUCAUGAGUGGCCAGUCUGUGCUUGACCUGACUGUAGCCACCAUCAGUGUUUGCCUGCCCCACCCCCAUCCUAAGCACCCACCCCUGCUUCGGAGCUGCCCACAGCGCAGGUGCAUGUGAGAUGCUCCUGCGAGCACGUGUGCGACCCCGUGUGCCUGGGUGAGGCUCACGUGUGCGCAUGACUGGUGUGUGACGGGUGUUCCGUCAGUGGCAUGUAGUCUGUGCCCCUCCCAUCGCGGAUGGCCCUGUGGCUUUGUGGUACCUUCAAUAAAAUGACUCGUUUUCA
Messenger RNA from Leptonychotes weddellii (Weddell seal), 933 nucleotides. Lineage: Eukaryota; Metazoa; Chordata; Mammalia; Carnivora; Phocidae. The record is from RefSeq and is a predicted model, not a curated record.